CUCAAUAAUUGCGCUUUAGGUGAAGCAGCGGGGGAUUGUAGCGACUAAUGGCAUUCUUAAUUAACAUAGCGUGAGGUAACCGUCCACGUAUGAGAAUAAUAGAAGAGUACACACCAUUCUGCUAAACUAGGUUUAUUCAAGGUUCGAUUAGCCCUUUACUUGUGGAGGUAUUUCCAUCGCAGCUUUAAAGCCUUGGCUAUGUAGUCGUUUGGAUCUUGCUGCCUGCGUACACUAACUUACAAGCUAGGGUACCAUUUAACGCUUAAAGUCCCAAACUGGCACCUCGUACUCCCAAAUGUCGCCUGGUAAGAAGGCGAUUGAUGGCCGGAAGUACCGGGGCCGGAUAUAGUCGAGACGGCGGCGCAAACAUUCCGCCGCGUCAACUCUCCCCAACGCCUCACACCCAGCUUGUGACUAUGCUCUCUUCCAUACUCGCCGCCAUUGGCCUCGUGGCGUCAUUUACCGCCGCGCAACAGCCUCCGCGGUUCUUGAACCUCACAGCCAUUGCAGCCGCCCACGGCGAGUCAACCCUCGAGUGUUGGCAACUCGACAGCCCCUUCACGUCGUCAAGCAGCCCCGGAACCGUAGGCGCGCUCAGCUUGUUCAUGGGCGAAUUGGCCAACGCGACGUAUACCGUUCUCCCGGCGCGGUUUGACGGAGGCUUCCACCGAGCCCCAGCGCGACAAUUCGUCUUGUUCACCUCGGGCCUUGCCCACAUCACGCUUUACAAGGGCAAAAAUGAGGCUUGGGUGCAGGGUGGUAAGUAUGGUCUCAUCAUCGCUGCCGACACGCAGGACGUAUCGCAGCAUGGCCACCGGACAGAGUACCCUAGCGGCGCAGACACAAUUGGAAUCCAGAUACCAAUCUCGGACGAAUCGUCGUUUGAAUACAAGGUUCUUCACAGCGGCGCGUGCCACGAGUGUGAAAUGACAGGCAUCUAGUCUGCAAACACGUUAUAUAAUUCAUACAAAAUGAUUUACUGCUUAAUCUAAUUUCCAAAAAUUGUCGAUAGUGAACAACUCAGACUUUAGCCUGGUUCAACUUUAGGACCUGUGUAUUCCGCGAGAUAUAUAUAAAAUACCCUGCUUAACCCCCCUCUCUCUCAUUUGCGACCUUCUUUGCAAAGUCUUGAAUAAGAUGCGAUACAUUGCACACCGAAUUAGUCAUAUGCAUAAUUAACUCUGCUCUGUAGUAUACAAUCACAAACCGCGUCUUUGGUGACAAGCAAGCCAUUUGA
Molecule: messenger RNA, 1237 nt
Organism: [Torrubiella] hemipterigena
Lineage: Eukaryota; Fungi; Ascomycota; Sordariomycetes; Hypocreales; Clavicipitaceae
Source: the annotation of a GenBank genome assembly